Molecule: messenger RNA, 825 nt
Organism: Symbiodinium natans
Lineage: Eukaryota; Dinophyceae; Suessiales; Symbiodiniaceae
Source: the annotation of a GenBank genome assembly
AUGCGGAACAACUGGCAGCUCCAUGCCUCGCUCUCUGUAGAUCAUGCUGUGGGUUUUGACAACCCUGAGGCUUCCGGCGUCUCAGUGGUCGCCCGCACCAGAAGCCUGGACGACCAAAUCAGGCCAUCUGCCAAGUUUAGUGCCUAUGAGGUCAUUUGGCAUGCCUUCCAGCAGGAGGUGGCGGUGCAACUCCGCCGCCGCGCCCCUCACGAGCUCCCCCAGGUGCUCUCGGAAUUGGGUGGGGCCUCCUCCCUGGACUUCUUCAACCUCCUGACUGCGCUCCACCGCGUGGCGAAGGGGGCUCGCAGUGCGCAGGUGGAUGCAGUGGCCAGAGAGGUCAUGGAUGGCAUGAGAAGGCGCCUUGCGGGCCUGGAGGAGGGGCCCCGAGGAAAUCCUACGCCACGGAUGCCAUGGCUGGCGAGGGGUGCCUGGGCCGCGGCGCGGCUGGCCCAGGAGCCGAAUCUCCGUGAGAGUGCCCUGGGCCUGCUCACCGAGGUCAAGCACGCUGCCGUGCAAUUGCUGGACUCUUUGGGUGAGGAAGUGGAACCCAGGGAUGCGGCGCAGCUGCUUUGGGCGAUGGCAAGCUGGCACGUAGACUGCCCUGACCUGCUUCAGAGACUGUCGCCGCAGCUAAGACGGCAGCGGCCGGAGUCCCUGACACCACAGGACACCUCCAACCUCCUCUGGGCCCUCGGCCGCCUCGGCGGGGAUGCCGCUGCAGUGGCUGCGCUGGUGGCGGCCGCGGGUGCCCAGGCCGCGCGCAUGGAGCCCCAGGCAGGGCAGGGCUGGGAGGACCCCCUCCCCCCUCCCACUCCCACUCCCUGA